This is a messenger RNA of Eleginops maclovinus (Patagonian blennie), 6545 nucleotides long. RefSeq names its product erythrocyte membrane protein band 4.1 like 2 (gene epb41l2). Gene Ontology annotation, cellular component: cytoskeleton; plasma membrane. NCBI's taxonomy places the organism in Eukaryota, Metazoa, Chordata, Actinopteri, Perciformes, Eleginopidae. The transcript is spliced from 25 exons. Gene Ontology annotation, molecular function: actin binding; structural molecule activity. The record is from RefSeq and is a predicted model, not a curated record. Gene Ontology annotation, biological process: cortical actin cytoskeleton organization. The coding region runs from base 233 to 3280 and encodes 1015 amino acids.
CAAUUACUAAAGGUGGACAUAUUCUACAGUGUCGCAGUGAGCCGUGACUGCCGCCUGUUAGCCUCUAGUUUUCAGAGCUGUACGAGUCCAGCGGGCACCACAGGACUCGUAUUCACGCAGAGAAGAUCAGAGCGGCGCGGAUGAAUGGAAACUGUAAUGCAAUGUUCAGCUUAUUACCGCUACAGAGACAGUGAGGAGAAGGAGAGCGGGGGGAGAAGGUUGACGUGUCACCAUGACAACAGAAGCGGGCUCUGAGACAGAGGUGAAGGAGAAAGCCGAGGAGUCAGCGGCUGAGACCGACCAAUCGGAAAAGGCCUCAGAAGGAGCCCAGGAAGUAACUGACGCCGAGGGAGAGGACAAGGAAAAAGAGAAGGAGAAAGACGGGAAGGAGGGGAAAGGAAUCGCUCGUUACCUGCCCACAUGGCUUAAGAAGCAGAAGUCUCAGAGCCAGACCUCCCCGACCAAGGAGGAGCCACCCAAAGAGGAAAGCAAUAGCAAGGACACGCAGGAAGAGGACGGGCCUGUCCCCGAAGUGAACGGUCACGCAGAGGAAGUGGAAGAGAAGGAGGCCGUGAAGUCGGACGAAGUGAAGGAACAAGAAGCAGAAUCUCAUUCCACAGCCAGUGCAGACACCGAGCCUGCGAAGGAGGAGAAGGUGCAAGAGAGUGCUGAGAAAAGUCCCGAGGAGACCGUGGUGACAGAAGAAGGAGAGGGAGUGGAGGAGGAGAAGAAGGAGCAGGAAGGAGAAGGCGAAAAAGAGGGAGAAGAAGGAGGAGAGGAGGGCCAUACAUCUAUUUUCCAGUCUCCUCUUCGUCUGGUGAGGAAAAGCAAGAUGAAGCUGGUGGUGUGCCGCGUGACGCUCCUGGACGGGACGGACUUCACCUGUGAGGUGGAGAAACGUGCCAAGGGCCAGUUCCUCUUCUUUAAGGUGUGUGAGCACCUUAACCUCAUGGAGAAAGACUACUUUGGACUCUCUUACAUUGACAGCCAUGAACAGAAGGUUUGGUUGGAUCCCACCAAGGAAAUCAAGAGACAGAUACGCAGUAACAACUGGCAGUUUUCAUUCAACGUCAAGUUCUACCCCCCCGACCCCUCACUGCUCACUGAAGACAUUACCAGGUACCUGUUGUGUCUCCAGCUCCGUGAAGACGUGGCUUCGGGACGGCUGCCUUGCUCCUUCGUCACUCACGCUCUGCUGGGGUCGUACACACUGCAGGCAGAAGUCGGUGACUAUGAACCCGACCAGCCUCGGCCUCUGGACAACGUCGGUCAGCUGACCUUUGCGCCCAAUCAGAACAGAGAGAUGGAGGAGAAGAUUGUUGAACUCCACAAGUCUCACAGGGGAAUGACACCAGCACAGGCCGACGUCCAGUUUCUAGAAAAUGCCAAGAAACUGUCCAUGUAUGGGGUGGACCUGCACCAUGCUAAGGAUUCUGAGGGCGUGGACAUCAUGCUAGGUGUGUGCGCUAACGGACUCCUGGUGUACAAAGACAGGCUGCGGAUAAACCGCUUCGCCUGGCCCAAAAUCCUCAAGAUUUCAUACAAGAGGAACAACUUCUACAUUAAGAUCAGACCAGGAGAGACGGAGCAGUUCGAGAGCACGGUGGGAUUCAAACUCCAGAAUCACCGCUCUGCCAAAAGGCUGUGGAAAGUCUGUGUGGAGAAUCACAGCUUCUUCAGAUUAAACGCACCAGAGCCUCCCACCAAGGCCCGCUUCUUGACUCUGGGCUCCAAGUUCCGCUACAGCGGGCGAACCCAGGCCCAGUCCCGCGUGGCCAGCUCGCUCAUAGACCGACCCGCACCCUGCUUUGAACGCACCUCGUCCAAACGCAUCAGCCGCAGCCUGGAUGGAGCACCAAUGAUCCGCAUCACUGAAGCCACAUCUGAGAACGGAGGUGACCCCCACCUGGAGCUCCACUCUGACUCUAAGGUUAUGGAGGUGGACUUAAGCCCUGGUGAUGCGGAAGCCACGCCCACCCAGUCACUGGAAGCCAGUGAGCCCGCCCCCUCUCAGAGUCCAAACAGAGUGCAUGGGGACAAUAUUUAUGUGAGGCACAGUAAUUUAAUGUUGGAGGACCAUGAUAAGACCCAGGACGAGGUUCUGAAACACCAAGCUAGCAUUAGCCAGCUAAAGCGCUCCUUUAUGGAGGCGCCACCUCCCUCUCCUCCUCAGCCCAACCAGUGGGAGAAACGUCUCACCUCCUCCCCCGCUCCAACGAUACGUAUUCAGCAGCAACAGCAAGUGGAGAGUGCGCCUCAAGCGGAAGAUGCCCCCGUCGCAGAAAACGAGAUCUCUGAUACCAAAGAACCUGCAAAGACGGCCGAAGUUGAAAUUGAAGAAACCGUUGUCGUCCAAGAGGUUUCCAUAGCGCCCAAACCCGGACUUGUCACGGUUACGAGCCCGCAGGAAGUGACGGUGGAAAAGGAAGUAGUCGUAACGGUGGAAACCAAAGAGGCGAAGCAGGAGAGCGUUUCAUCGGAAAGCGAGAGCGAGGAAGAGGCGGAGUACCAGCCGAAUGUUUCCGUGUCUAUCUGCCACACACAAAUACUAGAGGAAGAAGAGGAGGAGGAGGAAGAGGAGGAAAAAAAAGGUGUGUCGGUUCCAGACGCUCCUUCCCUUCCUGCAGAAGUAGAAGAGGAGCCAGAGCAGAAGAACAAUGCAGAGGAGGAAAUACAAGCUAAGAGCAACGAUGAUCCAAUCACGACACAGGCUACAAACGGCCACUCCCUGCCGGAGGAUAGCGCCGUCGCCCCGGAAGAGGAGGAAGAGGAGGAGGAGGAGGAACAAGAAGAACAGCUGAAAAUGAACGGAGUAGCCUCUGUGGUGGAAGCAGAACCCCGGCUGCAGGUUAUUUGUUGCUCCGAGCCACCUGUGGUAAAGACAGAAAUGGUGACUAUAUCAGACACGUUUGCAGCCCAGAAAACUGAGAUAGCUACAAAAGAAGUGCCCAUCGUACACACGGAAACCAAGACCAUCACAUACGAAGCCGCACAGUUGGAUGGUAACGGCGAUGGCGAGCCCGGAGUGCUGAUGACAGCUCAGACAAUCACCUCGGAAUCUCUGUGUACUACUACAACCACACACAUUACCAAGACGUUAAAGGGCGGCCUAUCAGAGACGAGGAUUGAGAAACGCAUCGUCAUCACUGGAGACUGUGACAUCGACCACGACCAGGCACUGGCCCAAGCCAUUAAGGAGGCCAAAGAGCAACAUCCUGACAUGUCUGUUACCAGAGUGGUGGUUCAUAAAGAAACUGAGCUGGCUGAGGAGGAGGAUUGACUGCACGCAGAGCUGAAGGAUCCAUCGUGACUGUUUCCUCCGUUGACGUCGAACGACCUCCAUCACCCUACGACAACCGACCCUGACUGACUGAAGAGGAGGAGGAGAGGAAGGAGAGCUGGAAUAACGGGAAGGAGGAGGGGUAGACAAAACGGAGAGAAGUCUCUAACCUCUUCCCUGUCGAUCGUUCUUACAUUUCUGUGGUGCAUCUGAAUCCCUCACUCCAAAAACGUGAAAAACAAAAAAAAAUUACAACUUCCGAGGGAACAAAAAAAAGAACCACUUUGUUAGCUUAACAUUUGUAGCGUGUUUUUAUUUUUUUAAUAGUGUUUUUUUUUCUUUUAACUGUUUUACAAAAAGAGAGGUAGUGUGUCUGUCAUAGUGUGUCAACUCAAAAGCUAAAGGGACGCACCGAUAACCUGUCCUGACAAAAUUGAUUCAACAUAUUGAUUAUUUCUCCAAAGGUUUUCAGAUGAAGAGGUACUGGCAAUCACCAAUCAAGAAUGCUUUUUAUCUUCAUCCAUUUUUUUCUAAAAGGAAUUAAUACGACGCUAACGCUUUGUUCUUUUUUUUUGUACUGUGGAGAAGUGUAAUUGGUGCAUUCCUUAGAAAAAACGUUGUGUUUAAAUUACAGCUCCCUCUCUCACUGAUUGUGGUGUAAAUGGAGAGGGACAUAAUGUAACAAAGCACUUAAAUAUUUAACAGUAACAAGUAAGAACUUCCCUUUUGAUUUCUAAACUUUUUGCAACAAAGUCAAACAGUCUUACUCAUAAAAUCACUUUCACAGUAGAAUGACAGUCGUGUCACGUUAUCACACUUUAUCACUACCAUUUCUAAAAAAAAAAAAAAGUUGGGAGCUGUAACUUAAACUAUCGCAGUAAAACCAAUCAACAAGGUUUUCUUUCCAAUGUUUAUGAUUGUGUCUCGUUUUUCUGUAAGUAUAGUUAUUAUUCAUCCACAUUCCUUGUGUUUUGACUGGCUGCUGAGUGAGUUCAUUUUCAGUUAAAUCACUUCAAUCUAAGAGAAUUCACGUUUUACCAUUCACCGUGGACGGAAAAGAAAAUGAACAUUUCUUAAAUGCGACGCCAGACAGGUGGAAUUCAUUCCUUGUGAUAUAUUUGUAAGUUUUACAGUAUUUAAGAAUGCAUUUUUACAAAAUUGACUGAAAAUGAACUGACUUUAAAAGCUGGCGUAUACAACUCUCUGUACAGUAAAAAUAAAGGUUAUUAGACGGGAUGCAGCUUUUGGUUCGCUAAAUGCUCUCCCUGGGCCCACCCACUCUACGACACUAGCCAUUCCUAUUGGGCCGCAGGGAAGCAAGGGAGCAGUCAUUUGAUUGGGAGAGAGGACCAGUGAACUGAAAGCUAAUUGGGAGAUAGAGGUGGGGCUGUGUAGUGCCAACUAACAACUUUGGGAAAAUAAACGUAAAGCAUAUUGGCCUUUACUCUCUGACAAGGACAUGUUUCUCCAAUUGUUUGCUAUUUUAAUUCUUUUUGGACAAUGUCUAAUACAAACCCUGCAAACUAAGCACAGGUACCAAAAGGAAGAUAAACAUAAAGUGAAAAGCAGUCCAAAAUUCAAAUUUAUUUUUGCCAAUUUUGCAGCAUUUUGUCGUCAGUGUGUACUUAAUUUCACUCCCAGCAUAAAAAGCCAACAAACCCUGCUAGAUAAAAUGAGAUCGGGGAUUUAAUUGAGCAUGGUUUCACACAUUUUUAUCCUAAGCGAGUCUAGAUGGAAGCUAAUGUGCUUGAUUGGUUUGAGAGUGUGUAGAUACAGAUUAUCCUACAGUACGUCUAGAUAACAAUCUCAACGGCGGCUUCUGUUGUAACUGUUUCACCGCAACCAAAAUAUUCUUCAGCAGUAAAGCGAUUUUUGUAUGUUCCUGACCUAUUUCACAGUUGCCCGUACACCACAAACAGACACAGUUACAACCAAACAGUAAAAUGCAGCUUAAAGGGAAACGUAUCUGAGGUUUUAAGUGCUCUUGAAAGCCUUGAAUCCCAUGAUAUUUUAUUCAGUUUUUGGUGUUAAUUUAGGCCAAAUGUUCCACAAAAUUGUUGUGACUGUGUAAAUAUUGGUGGCAUUAAAUGGGAUAGAGCAAGGGGUCGACAAAUAUUCUUGUUGUGAGUUGCGGAAAAACAAAAACAAAUCCUCCUGAAAUGUACCUGGUUUUAAACUAAGAAGUGUCGGAUUAAUUUGGAAACACUCCCGACUAACUGGACAUAGAGGCGUUUUGAAUUAGAGACUUUUAUCUUUUUGUAUUUAGGAAAUAUUAACACACAAUCUCCACAUACCACUGGAUUGAGUGGUAACGGCCGCCUGGGCUUUCUAUUGGUCUGACCUUUUUUAUGCAGUUAAAUAGCAUUCCAAAUGAGGGGGAAACUUUAACAUUAAAUCCUCAUGCAAUGUCACAAAGCGGCAGAAAAACAUUUUGUAAAAACUAUUAAACCGUGAAACACUAGGCAGCUUUGGAAACCUUCACUAUCAAAAACAAUCACACUUUGAAAAAGGAUUCGCUGGUAUCACAACGGCGUUAUUUGUAGAUUUGCUUAUAAUUUCUUGUCUUAUCUCUGUGAAAUUGAUGUACUUGGGAUUUAAUGGCGCCCUGUCUGAUAUUCUUAAUAUUGUCUCAGUGUUUGUGACAUUGAAGGAACACACCACUACAAGCCACCCUUUAUUUUUUUGUACUUCUAGCCCGGGUUUGACCUCUUUUUCAGGGGUUCUGGGCUCUUUUAACCAAUCACCGGAGCUUUGGGGUGGCUGCGGGGGCUGGUUUUCCAAAAUGUGGACAUUUUAUUUGACGUUUAUUAAAGAAAGAAUCGUCUCAAGUAACUUUAUUAACAGUAAAAACAAACUGAAGUUAUCAGUAGUUACAGUGGCUGCUCCGUACAAACAUGGUAACAGAAAGAUUUUAUUGAUAAGAUCCAGUCAAAACAAAGUAUGUGUUGUGUAUGAGGCUGAAGUAGAUAAAUGGAAAUUACCUUAACAGUUUUAUCUCAUGCUUUUUACCACAGAUUUGACAGUUUUGAUAAAACCAGCAUCAUUUUGUAUUUCAGUGACUUAAAAACUCAAAAGGAAAAACUUUGCAUUAAAAAACCCACUUUGGAAAACCAGCCACAGCUGCUUCAUUGUUCUCUCUUUAGCCAACCAAUGAUCAUCAGUAGGGUUUUUCUAUCUAGCAGCUUAUUGUCUUGUGUCUCCCCCACGCACAGCCACUCCUCCCCUGUGUAACACUGUUUAAAUAAAGGAUUGUUAUACUCUGAAA